AUGUCCUCAGAUACAGAAGCCAUGGGGCUGAACACUUUCGUGAAAAUAGAGUCAGAAAAGAGCGACCUCGUUGACUGGGAGGGUCCCAAUGACCCGGAAAACCCCCGAAACUGGAAAAAUGGACGCAAGCUGCAACAUGUCCUCCUUGUCAGCGGCUUCACUCUGUACUCAAACCUUGCCGCAGUCAUGUUCGCUCCCGGGGCUGCAGAGCUCGUCAAGGACUUUCACGUCACCAGCACCAUCGUCGCCUCCUUCACUGUAUCCAUCUAUCUUCUGGGUUACGUGUUUGGUCCUUUUCUGCUUUCCUCCAUGUCCGAAAUAUACGGCCGUUUGAUCAUCUACCAUAUCAGUAAUGUUGGCUAUCUCGCAUUUACAAUCGGCUGCGCACUAAGCAAAGAUACGGCUAUGUUUAUGGCGGGCUUAAUCUCCUUGCUUGCCCUUGUCCUAAUGCGGGAAACCUUCGAGCCAGCUAUCCUCGAGCGCAAGGCAGCUGCUAUACGCAAGUCCACUGGCAACAAUCAGCUACAGGCUCGAACCUACAACAAAGACCGUACACCAGCCCAGAUCUUUACACGCGCUACAGUGCGACCCCUUAAGAUGUUACUAUCACCUAUCAUCCUCCCGCUCUCUCUCUAUUGCGCCUUUAUGUUCGGUCUUAUCUACCUUCUUUUCACUACUUUCCCUGCCGUGUUCGAAACAACAUACCACUUCGCUACCGACAUCUCUGGUCUUGCAUAUCUCGGUCUUGGUGUGGGUAUGAUAAUCAGCAUUGGGCUGUUCGCGGUGCUCAGCGACAAGCUACUCAAGCAGCCGCGUGAGGGAACUCUCGAGCGACCGGAGCUACGUCUCAUCCUUAUGAUCUGGUCAUCACCUAUUGUCCCCAUCGGCUUCUUCUGGUACGGAUGGAGUGCUGAAAAGGUAACUCAUUGGAUUGUCCCAAUCCUAGGUACCAUGUUCAUUGGCCUCGGUGCCUUCCUGAUCCUUAUGCCCGCCCAGCUCUACCUUGUUGAUGCAUUUGGCUCUGAGGCAGCCGCAUCCGCCCUUGCUACAAACACCGUUUUGCGCAGUCUGUUUGGUGCCUUGUUACCACUUGCAGGACCGCCUAUGUACGCGUCUCUGGGUCUUGGUUGGGGAAACAGCCUGCUGGCUUUCAUCGGCUUAGCGUUCGCUCCUCUUCCGUUGCUCUUUUACAAAUACGGCGAGACACUGAGAACCAGAUUUCCUAUUAGCUAA
Penicillium expansum is the source of this 1233-nucleotide messenger RNA. RefSeq names its product Major facilitator superfamily domain, general substrate transporter. Gene Ontology annotation, biological process: transmembrane transport. Bases 1 to 1233 code for a protein of 410 amino acids. Gene Ontology annotation, molecular function: transmembrane transporter activity. Lineage: Eukaryota; Fungi; Ascomycota; Eurotiomycetes; Eurotiales; Aspergillaceae. The transcript is spliced from 3 exons. The record is from RefSeq and is a predicted model, not a curated record.